Messenger RNA from Aspergillus sclerotioniger CBS 115572, 1133 nucleotides. Its product is annotated as putative glutathione S-transferase family protein. The transcript has 4 exons. NCBI's taxonomy places the organism in Eukaryota, Fungi, Ascomycota, Eurotiomycetes, Eurotiales, Aspergillaceae. The coding region runs from base 23 to 784 and encodes 253 amino acids. The record is from RefSeq and is a predicted model, not a curated record.
UCCAGGUUGAAUAACACUCAUCAUGUCUUUGUUCUAUACAGAGGGAACUCCCGACGCAGUGAAAAAUGCCAAGGGCCUCCACCUCAUCACCACCCUCACCCCCAAUGGCAGGAAAGUUCACAUCUACCUCGAAGAGCUGAAGGAGGUAUAUGGUCUCGAAUGGACCACUAGCUUAAUCGACCUCGAUACCCUGGAGCAGAAAAAGUCCUGGUACCUGAAGCUGAAUCCAAAUGGCCGUAUCCCAAUCCUCAUAGACAAUACUCACAAUCCACCCCAUGUGGUCAUGGAAUCAUCCGCAAUCUUAUUCUAUCUUCUUGCUACUGUCGACAAGAACAACGUCUUCGGGUUCUCUGAUCCGAUCGAGCACAGCCAGCUUGUCCAAUGGACCAUCUUCUGGCAUGCUUCCGGUCAGCCCAUCCAGGGACAGUAUAACUAUUUCCGCCGGAACGCGAUUGACGAAAGUCCUCAUGCGGCACAGCGUUUCAAGAAAGAAGUCCUCCGUGUAUAUGGCGUCCUGGAACUGCAUCUAUCAGGCAAGCUCACUAAAAGUCCUCGGGAGUAUCUCGCAGGGUCGGGGACAGGAAAGUACAGCAUCGCGGAUAUCAAUGCAUGGUCUUGGAUGCGCACGUUCAGGACUAUUGGGUUUGAAGAAGAAGAACUGGCUGAGAUUACUCACUUAUCUGCAUGGGUGACACGUAUAGCUGAACGACCGGCGGUGCUUCGUGGACUGGGAGAGGCAUACGAUGAAGAGAUUCACCCCGAGUUGCUUAUUCGCACAGAGUGAUUUGUUGGGAUCAGCAGGCUGUGGGUGGAUUCUGUGUUUUUCUGUGGCCUGGUCAUGUCUCAGCCAGAUCCAAUAUAGCUUAUAUGUUCAUUUGGAAAUGGCAUGUGAAUGGCCAUGAAGCAAACCGCCCAGUUGAACUGGUGGAUGUGUGGUGCAUCACGUGGUGUGCAGCAGUUUGCGUGAAUGAGGUCUAGAGCGAAACGAAGCAACGCGACGCGCACCAUAUUGCAGGUAAUGAAAGAGAGAUUCUGGUGCAAUUGAGUUCAUUAAUAUGAUUGUCUGAACGUUUUCCCCAUCCUGCCUUCUCCUUACUAUCCCAUCUUACCCCCCCUAUUCUUUCUGAUUCAAG